AUUUUUGGGUAAAGCUAAAAGAUUUCUAGAGGAGUGAGAAAUGAGAAGGCGAUAGCAUUUCAUCAAAGAAUAGAAGAUUGGGGUGUUUUGUCAGGUAGUGGUAUCACCACUCGCUAACGAUGGGGUGUUGUUUUGGUUGUCUCGCACUCGAUUAGGAAGGGAAAACCCUCCUCCACCCACUAUUUACCACCAACCUCUUUUUCUUUUCUUAAAAUUUUAUUAACAUAUCUGUCUCUGUAUCUCAUACUUACACUCACAUAUAUAAAAAUCCCAUCUUUUUUAAAUCUGUUUUUCUGAGUUUGGAGAUGCUCAUUUGGGCUCUCAGAUUUGCCUGUAUUUGAAGAACAACAGAUACCAGAGAAGACAACCCAAGUCUCAGUAUAUAUUUCUGCUAAGAUGAGAGGAGCGGGUUUGUGGCAACUUGGCCAGUCAAUCACCCGACGCGUUGCUCAGGGUGAUAAGAAGGCUGUAGCUCGCCGAUACUUUGCCUCGGAAGCUGAGCUCAAAAGGACAGUUCUCUAUGACUUCCAUGUUGCUAAUGGCGGAAAGAUGGUGCCAUUCGCUGGAUGGGGCAUGCCUAUUCAGUAUAAGGACUCAAUCAUGGACUCCACUCUAAACUGUAGGCAGAAUGGUAGCCUGUUUGAUGUCUCCCAUAUGUGUGGGCUGAGCCUAAAGGGGAAGGACUCCAUUCCAUUCCUUGAAAAGCUUGUCAUUGCUGAUGUUGCUGGACUUGCCCCUGGAACAGGGACCCUCACUGUCUUUACAAAUGAGAAGGGAGGGUCAAUUGAUGACUCUGUGAUUACCAAGGUUACUGACGACCACAUAUACCUGGUGGUGAAUGCUGGAUGUAGGGAUAAAGAUCUUGCUCACAUUGAAGAGCAUAUGAAGGCAUUCAAGGCUAAAGGGGGAGAUGUCUCAUGGCACAUCCAUGAUGAGAGAUCUCUUCUAGCUCUCCAGGGACCUCUUGCGGCUCCAACUCUCCAACACUUGACGAAAGAGGAUUUGAGCAAGUUGUAUUUUGGAGAGUUCCGAAUUUUGGAUAUCAAUGGGGCGCACUGCUUUCUCACAAGGACUGGGUACACUGGUGAAGAUGGAUUUGAAAUUUCAGUUCCUUCUGAACAUGCAGUGGAUCUUGCCAAAGCAAUCUUGGAAAAAUCUGAGGGGAAGGUGAGGCUGACAGGAUUGGGUGCUCGUGAUAGUCUCCGGCUAGAAGCUGGGUUGUGUUUGUAUGGCAAUGAUAUGGAGCAACACGUAACACCUGUGGAGGCUGGACUCACAUGGGCUAUAGGGAAGAGGAGAAGAGCAGAAGGUGGCUUUCUUGGUGCUCAGGUAAUACUCAAACAACUUGAGGAAGGUCCUUCAAUCCGGCGUGCUGGUUUCAUCUCUUCAGGCCCACCUGCUAGAAGCCACAGCGAGAUUCAAAAUGAAAAAGGUGAAACCAUUGGGGAAGUCACAAGUGGAGGAUUUAGCCCCUGCCUGAAGAAAAAUAUAGCCAUGGGGUACGUGAAAUCUGGAUCACACAAGGCUGGCACCAAAGUUAAGAUUAUUGUCCGAGGAAAGGCCUACGAUGGAACGGUCACAAAAAUGCCUUUCGUACCUACAAAAUACUACAAGCCAUCAUAAUCCUAGUGCGGUAUUUCAUCACUGGGAUUUUCUAAUGUUUCCCCUUUGAUUUCUUGAUAAAACUUGACUGUUUCUGUCAAUGCUAAUUUCCUUUCUCAACUUGCUCUGAAUCUGGAAUGGAAUGGGAUUUAUCUUUUGUCUUGUGUUGUUUA
Molecule: messenger RNA, 1775 nt
Organism: Prunus avium (sweet cherry)
Lineage: Eukaryota; Viridiplantae; Streptophyta; Magnoliopsida; Rosales; Rosaceae
Product: Glycine cleavage T-protein family
Biological process (GO): glycine catabolic process
Cellular component (GO): mitochondrion; glycine cleavage complex
Molecular function (GO): aminomethyltransferase activity; protein binding
Source: RefSeq, a predicted model, not a curated record